This is a messenger RNA of Nannospalax galili (Upper Galilee mountains blind mole rat), 1537 nucleotides long. Its product is annotated as apolipoprotein L2-like. Gene Ontology annotation, cellular component: extracellular region; membrane. The record is from RefSeq and is a predicted model, not a curated record. The transcript is spliced from 4 exons. Gene Ontology annotation, molecular function: lipid binding. Gene Ontology annotation, biological process: lipoprotein metabolic process; lipid transport. Bases 179 to 1264 code for a protein of 361 amino acids. Lineage: Eukaryota; Metazoa; Chordata; Mammalia; Rodentia; Spalacidae.
UGCUUCUCGUUAAGGUUCUGAUGUGCAGCUGGUGACCUGAUCUACCUAGACAAGGAUAGUUGGUCUCCUUGACACUCAUCCAGAGGAAGAAUCCUGGCCUGGACUCCAGACCAGCUUUCUCCAGUGAGGAAAUUCUGUCAGAGAUCCUGAGGCUGGUGCUCAGGGCCCAGCAGCCCUCAUGGCCUCCAAAGUAUUAAGGAGACACUUCAUCCAGGAACUCACUGAUUAUCUCCAGGACACAGCAAGCAAAGAGGACCUGCAGCUCCUAUUGACUAAAGAUGAACACUGGAAUGCAUUGGUGGAGGAGGCUGAAUUGUCCAGGGAUGAUGAAGAUGCACUGCAGACCAUUCUGAUGGAGCUUAUAGAACUCACUGCUAUGGAGGACAAAGACAGGCUUCAAAUGAAUCUACAGGAUAAGAUGUUAUUGGUUGCAUUAACUCGGUUGAAAAGGGGGUUUGAAGCGAACAUCAGGAAGCUUCAUGCCCUUGCUGACCAUAUUGACAAAGUGCACAGGGCCUGUACCAUUUCCAAAGUGGUGACCAACUCUGCUGCUUCUGCCUCUGGAGUCCUGAACAUCCUUGGUCUGUUUUUGGCCCCUGUGACAGCAGGGAGCAGUCUGGUGCUGUCAACAACUGGGAUAGGGCUACAAGUAGUGGCUACUGUGGCUGGUGCUGCCACUGCGGUUGUGGAGGAAAGAAACAGGUGGUCAGAUGAAGCCGAAGCCAGGAGCCUGGUUUCAGCCACCAUGAACAUAACAAAGGAAGUUGUUGCGAUGGGAAAGAUUAUAGUCAAACUUUCUAAAGGAAGUCUAAAUGUCAUGAGAAAAUUGUCAGCUCUUGGGAAGCAUAUCCAAGCCAUCAGGAUUGCCAGAGCCAAACCUCACUUAGUAGCAGAUGCCAAAAUCUUCAGCACCAAUGGAAGAAUCUCUGUCCGACACCCUAGUCAGUUGUGUAAUGCCUUUGAAGGCACUGCUCUGGCAAUGACUAAAGAAGCCAGAAUCAGAAGUAUAGCCAUUUCGGGCAUCUUCCUUGCAUUUGAUGUAUAUUGCCUUGUAAAAGACCUAAGACAUUUACAGAAGGGGGCAAAAUCAGAGUCAGCUGAAGCACUGCGGAGCCUGGCCUGGGAGCUGGAAGAGAGGUUGAAAGAGCAGAUCCUGACCCUGAAGACAGACUCACGAGUUGACUCCCCUUCUCCAAGGAAUGUAGAAGUCAGUAGAGAUGAUGUAGACAGAUUAGAAGUAGUAGAGAAAUUUUGUUAUAAGUGAGAAUGUGAUAGUUUUAACUGUCAACUAGACACAAUCUAGAAUCUUGCGGGAACAGACUCUCAGUGAGGGAUUGUCUAAUCAGCUUGGCCUGUGAGCAUUGCCUAGAAGGAUGUUUCAUAGUUACAUUAAUUGAAGUAAGACUUCUCCAUUGUGAGUGGCACCAUUCCCUAGGCGGGGAUCCUGAACUCUUUAAGACAAGAAAGCAGUCCGGAAGGCUCAGACCUUAGCAGACAGCCAGAGAGUGGCUGUUCUGGCCUCCAUCUGGCUUAGAGG